AUGGAAGCUCUAAUCUAUAAUGAUACUCCUCUUGCUGAAUAUCUAGAAGCAGACGCCAUUCCUUUCGAUACCGCCGACUCAUCGCCUCCACUCUCGCCUCUAAUCAAAACAUUCGCUCCUCAGGGCCUACCAAAGCUACGAGAGCGCUUACGGACGAUACGUCGCACUGCGGCCUCUGCCACAGAUGUUGCCAACGAGGAAUUCCUGGAGCGAUUCCGCUACCUUAUUGUUGCUUCCCAAUUGCUCUCGAAUGAUCCAAAACCCCGACGCCAACGGCAGAAUGAACAGACGAUCGAUCCGCCCCGCUUCUCCAUCAAAGGUGCUCUUAUAACCGCCGUACUCUCUUUCUCAAUCGCUUGGUUUCUACAUACUCUCCGCCGCCGACAGCGUGGUCAAGUUACCUUUCCUUUGUCACAGCUCGUCACCUAUGGCCUGGUCUUGGUCGGAGGCUGCAUAAUAUUCAUCUACUUCGCCCGGCGACAAUACCUUGAGUUUGUUCGCCAGUCUGCUGGAGCAGCCUUAGGAAAUCUUGUUUCAAACUCUCAUCAUAUUGAUAAUACUGCAGCCGAAGGGCUGCGGUUUGCACAAGAGGUGGAAAUCGUCGCUCGUGGCUAUGAAAUGCAAGUCCUCCAACCGCUAGCGCCCAUCAGUCGUCUCGAAGACAAGCGCCCUGUUGGACGUUGCCGAGAACUACGAAUGACCAUAGCAACUGUUUUGACUAACAGCAUCAGCCACUGUGUUAGGGCUCACAAUGCUAUGCAAGUCUUUGUCAGAGAGACUGACUUGCAGAGGUACCAUGACAUAUACGAUGUCUCGAUUCAAGAGUAUGCCGACGCCAUUGCAUUUGCAAAUAAAACUACUGAGGAAACCCGGGAUUCUCUAAAGGAGCUCCGGUUUCUGUUUCGCCUGCACUUCAUUGCUCGGAAGGUCUUUUUGUGCGACUUGCUUGCACUCCAUUCAGGAUCUACAUGGCAGAAUAUCCUUCAGUGGCGAAGAACCCUGCAAGUCUUGCAGGAUUUAGACGCUGCGUUUUCGCAGAUUGUGGAAAGCCUUCGCUCUGCGGUGGCCAAUGAAGCACUCAUCGAUGAUACUCCAAUCGCCUCGGAAGACACAGACCAAUCAUUAAACCAAGACACAGAGACAAGAACCCCUCAGAGGCUACAUACCAAAGCACAACUGCGUAGAUUCGAAGCCGUGGCAAAUGCCAUACACUCCCUCAACGCCAAGGUUCGGCUACUGAAGGAUGACAUUAGUGCUCCGGUGAUGAGAGGUGAUGAAGCCAUAUUCGGUGCUACCUUGGCCCGCCACUAUGAGCAUCUUGGUGGUGAGAUACGAAACGCUUUAGUUGAAUGGGAAAAGGGACGAAAUACAAUGUUCCUCAACGUUGGACUCGACUCCGAGAACAGGCUAUCGAGAACGUCUAGCAUUCGUUCACCUGCAUCACCGUCUCCGAGCAGCCUCGGUGGAAUGACCGUUGUGGAUGGAGGGCCUGCAGAGGCAUUCAAGUUGCUGAGUGGCGACGAAAGAAGCACGUCCGAUGGAGUCGGACCCGAUGAAGAAGUCUUCGAAGCUGUCGCUUUGCCGCGCAAAAGGAUGUCUUGGGCUCCAAUGAGCCGGGAAGAGAAGCUCAGCAAACUGCAAGAAGAGAGAAGGAAGCGUGCGACCAUGCAAGAGCAAGCAGACAACACUACAAAUAUGUUGCGAGAGCUGCAAAUGGUGAUCAAACAUCGGCCGCAAGCACGGACGGCCUCGCGAAUCACCUCUAUUUGA
Molecule: messenger RNA, 1770 nt
Organism: Exophiala aquamarina CBS 119918
Lineage: Eukaryota; Fungi; Ascomycota; Eurotiomycetes; Chaetothyriales; Herpotrichiellaceae
Exons: 2
Coding region: 1-1770 (589 amino acids)
Biological process (GO): cell-cell adhesion
Cellular component (GO): plasma membrane
Molecular function (GO): myosin binding
Source: RefSeq, a predicted model, not a curated record